Molecule: messenger RNA, 897 nt
Organism: Naumovozyma castellii
Lineage: Eukaryota; Fungi; Ascomycota; Saccharomycetes; Saccharomycetales; Saccharomycetaceae
Gene: GDT1
Product: putative ribosome biosynthesis protein GDT1
Exons: 1
Coding region: 1-897 (298 amino acids)
Source: RefSeq, a predicted model, not a curated record
AUGAAGACUUCCUCCAAGAAUAUACUGAUAUUGGCCAGUUUAGCAGGUAUUACAUUUGCUGCUUCGACAUCCCAAGCAAAUGCAAAGACAAGUCCGGAUACUUCAGCUCUUACAGGUACCGCUGCUAAUACUCAGGAAGUUGCGGAAAAUAUAUCUCAACCAAGAAACUCGUUCUUCAUGGCUGUUUCCAUGAUUGGUUUUUCAGAAAUUGGUGAUAAGACAUUUCUAAUCGCUGCCUUGAUGGCAAUGCGUCAUCCAAGAUUCUUGGUGUAUUCUGCGGCUGCUUCAUCUUUGGCUAUUAUGACCAUCUUGUCUGGGAUAGCUGGUCACACAUUUUCGUAUUUCAUUCCUGAACAAAUCACAUCCCUUUUAGCAGGUCUCCUAUUUUUGGUUUUUGGUUAUAAAUUAACCAUGGAAGGUUUGAGUAUGGAGAAAGUUGCUGGUGUCAAUGAAGAAAUGGCUGAAGUGGAAGAAGAAAUUGCUCUUAAUGACAUAGAUCAUUCUUCGAAAGACCUUGAAAAGGGUCCUAUGGAUAAAUUAAGAUCUAAAAAAAAUUGCCUAUUUGUUUGUUUGGAUAAGGUUCAGGAUUUAGCAUCAUAUAUCUUAUCGCCCGUAUUCGUUCAAGUCUUUGCUAUGACUUUCUUAGGUGAGCUUGGUGACCGUUCUCAAAUUAGUAUCAUUGCCUUGGCGUCUAAUAACGAUUAUUGGUAUGCCAUUGCUGGUGCUAUCGUUGGUCAUCUUAUUUGUUCCGGUGUUGCUGUCAUUGGUGGAAGAUAUCUGGCUACUAAGAUUAGUAUGAGAACAAUCACUUUGACCGGUGCAGUUCUAUUCUACUUAUUCGCCUUGAUGUACAUCUAUCAAUGCUUCACAUUUUCUGGAGAACCAACUAAUGUUUAA